CGGCACAGGCACAGGGGGCGGGUUUCCCUGCGGGCCCGAGUCGCCGCGGGCGGCUAAGUGCACGCCACUGUCCCCACGGCACAGGAGGCUGUGCUCCGCGGCGCAGCCAGCAGCCUCGCCAGCCCCACGCUGCGAGCGAGCGACGAUGCACCCCGGCGUCAGCGCCCUGAGCCUCCGCCCGGCCUCAGGGCAGCUGCACUGAGCCCGGCGCGCGGGGCCCGGUCCUCCGCGCUCCCCCGCGCUCCGCCGCGUUCGCAGUGUCCCCGUGCCCGCCGCUCCCGCGGCCCCCGCGCCUGGGCCAUGGGGCUGCCCACUCUGGAGUUCAGCGACUCGUACUUGGACAGCCCGGAUUUCAGGGAGAGACUUCAGUGUCACGAGAUCGAGCUGGAGAGAACCAACAAGUUCAUCAAAGAGCUGCUGAAGGAUGGCUCCCUGCUCAUCGGGGCGCUGAGGAAUCUGUCCAUGGCUGUACAGAAGUUUUCCCAGUCUCUGCAAGACUUCCAGUUUGAAUGUAUCGGAGAUGCGGAAACUGAUGACGAAAUCAGUAUUGCCCAGUCACUGAAAGAAUUCGCAAGGCUGCUUAUUGCCGUAGAGGAAGAAAGGCGUAGGCUGAUUCAAAAUGCUAAUGAUGUGUUAAUUGCACCCCUUGAGAAAUUUCGAAAGGAACAGAUUGGUGCAGCUAAAGAUGGAAAGAAGAAGUUUGACAAGGAGAGUGAAAAAUACUAUUCUAUUCUGGACAAGCAUUUGAAUUUGUCGGCGAAGAAAAAGGAGUCUCACUUGCAAGAGGCAGAUUCACAGAUUGGCCGAGAACAUCAGAACUUCUAUGAAGCUUCAUUAGAAUAUGUCUUUAAAAUCCAAGAGGUUCAAGAGAAGAAGAAAUUUGAGUUUGUGGAGCCGCUUUUGUCCUUCCUUCAAGGCUUGUUUACGUUUUACCACGAGGGAUAUGAACUUGCCCAGGAAUUUGCACCAUAUAAGCAACAGCUACAGUUCAACUUGCAGAAUACACGGAAUAACUUUGAAAGUACUCGACAGGAGGUGGAGAGGCUGAUGCAGCGGAUGAAAUCUGCCAACCAGGAUUACAGACCACCCAGCCAGUGGACCAUGGAGGGUUAUCUCUACGUCCAGGAGAAAAGACCAUUGGGUUUCACAUGGAUUAAACAUUACUGCACUUACGACAAAGGAAGCAAAAUGUUCACAAUGAGUGUCUCAGAAGUGAAAGCCAGUGGGAAGAUGAAUGGCCUCCUUACCGGCUCACCCGAAAUGUUUAAACUAAAGUCGUGUAUCCGAAGAAAGACAGAUUCAAUUGACAAACGCUUCUGCUUUGAUAUAGAAGUGGUCGAAAGGCAUGGCAUUAUUACACUACAGGCCUUCUCUGAAGCUAACCGGAAACUCUGGCUAGAGGCUAUGGAUGGAAAAGAACCGAUUUACACACUGCCUGCCAUAAUUAGCAAGAAAGAAGAAAUGUACUUAAAUGAAGCGGGCUUCAACUUCGUGAGAAAAUGCAUCCAAGCUGUGGAAUCAAGAGGCAUCACCAUUUUAGGCCUGUACCGAAUAGGAGGUGUGAACUCCAAGGUCCAGAAACUGAUGAACACCACAUUUUCUCCCAAAUCCCCUCCUGAUAUGGACAUUGAUAUUGAGCUGUGGGACAAUAAGACUAUAACGAGUGGGCUGAAAAACUACCUCAGGUGCCUUGCAGAACCACUGAUGACUUACAAAUUGCACAAGGAUUUCAUCAUUGCUGUCAAGUCAGAUGACCAAAACUACAGGGUGGAGGCCGUCCAUGCACUGGUGCACAAAUUGCCGGAGAAAAACAGAGAGAUGCUGGACAUCUUGAUAAAACACCUGCUCAAAGUGUCAUUGCACAGCCAACAGAAUCUCAUGACAAUCUCAAAUCUCGGCGUCAUAUUUGGCCCAACCCUGAUGAGAGCGCAGGAGGAAACUGUGGCCGCCAUGAUGAACAUCAAGUUUCAGAACAUAGUGGUUGAAAUCCUGAUCGAGCACUAUGAAAAGAUUUUUCAUACCGCCCCAGACCCAAACAUUCCUCUUCCUCAGCCUCAGUCUCGGUCUGGAUCCCGAAGGACCCGUGCCAUCUGCCUGUCCACAGGCUCUCGGAAGCCCAGAGGGAGGUACACGCCAUGCCUGGCGGAGCCUGACAGUGACUCCUACAGCAGCAGCCCAGACAGCACACCCAUGGGCAGCAUAGAGUCGCUCUCUUCCCACUCCUCUGAACAAAACAGCACCACAAAGUCGACCUCUUGCCAGCCCAGGGAGAAGUCGGGCGGUAUUCCCUGGAUGGCAUCCCCAUCGUCUUCCAACGGGCAGAAGAGCCUCGGUCUGUGGACAACGAGCCCAGAGUCCAGUUCUCGAGAAGAUGCAACCAAGACAGAUGUGGAGUCAGAUUGCCAGAGCGUGGCCUCGGUUACCAGCCCGGGGGAUGCCUCUCCCCCCAUAGACCUAGUCAAGAAAGGGCCCUAUGGGCCCUCAGGACUGAAAAGAACCUCUGCCUCCUCCUCUCUCAGAUCCAUCUCUGUGGCUGAAGGAAACAAGAGCCACAGCGGAUCUGUCCAAAGCUUAAGUUCCAUAGGCUCCAAAGAGUCGCCCAAAGCCACACCGAACCCAGAGCUGCCUCCAAAAAUGUGCAGGAGGUUAAGGCUCGACACCGCCUCCAGCAAUGGCUACCAGCGGCCAGGCUCAGUAGUGGCAGCAAAGGCUCAAAUAUUUGAAAAUGCUGGUUCAUUCAAGCCAGUUUCUUCAGGACGCCAAGCCAAAGCCAUGUACUCCUGCAAAGCAGAGCAUAGCCAUGAACUGUCCUUCCCCCAGGGGGCGAUCUUUUCCAAUGUGCACCCGUCUGUGGAACCAGGAUGGCUGAAGGCGACGUAUGACGGCAGAACAGGACUAGUCCCUGAAAACUAUGUUGUCUUCCUCUAAUAGUAUUAGUGGAUGGCAGUAUCUUCAUGGUAUCCAUGGUAACACAUAAGAAGCGCUUUGAUUUUAUCUGACACAGAUAUGGGGGACCAGCCACUAAAGGAAAACCAUCUGUUUGUCUAACAUUCUUCACCAGCAGACUAUGCAGCCCCCACUGAGGAAAAGAGAAACACAGAUAUUUACACCGCAGCCAUUCCUUUUUGGCUGCUUUCUUACAGUGAAAAUAAUCUUGCUUUUUAAUUUUUUUUGAUAAGAAGUGAUUUUUGUCAGUGUCUGUUCUCUGCAGAAUCCCAGAUACUGAGCUCAGUUCCGCAUCCCACAAAUCCGGAAGUCAGAAAUCUGCUGUACCGUGUUGAGAUCUGUUCUGUAUUGCCUGGUAGUCUCUGGGGAACCUUGAAAUCAUUACUUUAAAUGUGUAAUUUAAAUUGUUCAUUUAUUAUUUUUUGUUUCUUAAAAAUAUACUGUUUUUAUAUGUGGUCGUUUUGCUGGUCCUAAACAUUUCAAGAAAAUCAGUCGUUGUUUUAUCAUAAGUAUAUUAUAUUUGUUUUUUUAAGAUGAUAUUUGAGAGCAAUAAUGUAUGUGAAGUCUGUAAAGAAAGUCAAGUUAAGUCAAACACUGAUUCCACCAUAAGCAAUCCAUCCUGAAUGCUAGAUGGCUUCUGCGAGUUCCGAGCAAAGAUCCGCCAAGGGUGUCUGUAAAGCCUGGGUAUAAAUCAUUUUGUGAUAGACUAGAUUUGACUUGUGAAGCACAGACACACAUGCUAAUAAAUCAAUAACAUGAGCAUCUUCUGCUUCCUCAGCAGCAUCAUAACAGGGCAGCGACAGUUCUGGGCAAACUGUAAAGGUGAAGUGUAGCGUACAACCAUCCCACCUGCAGGACUGAAGUCUUCGGGUAUUUUAAUGAUGAGGAAGUUGCGGUCUCUGAGUUGGUAGUAUACAAACGAUAAGGACGUUGUUUGGAAAUUUGAAUUGGGAAGCUGUGCCUUUUAAGCCUUUAUUUAGUUGAAACAGAAAACAAACACCAAAGUACUGGUUUCUUAGGCCACAGAGUUUGAAUUUUUUUUAAAUUUAUUUAUUUAUAUGAAUAUUUUCUUCACGUGUAUCUGUUUUACAUAAAUGACUUUUACCCAUGAAGGUCAGAACAGGGAGUCAGAUAACUUUGAACUAGAGUUACAGGUGGUUCUUGGUCACUACAUGGGUGCUGUGACUCGAACUCUUGUCCUCUGGAAGAGCAGCAAUCUCUCCAGCCCCAGGCCACACAGUUUGAAAGCAUCCUACAGUCAUUAGCAGGAAUGAAAUUUAUAGAGGUUUUCUUUGAUGGCAUUCAGUUUAUAGCCUUUCCUAUGAGUUCCACCCAAUUAUAGAACUCAUAGAGCAAAGAGGUAUUUACUUUCCAGAUAUAGGUCAUCAGCAAAAGGUUAUAUAUCAGCCAUUUCUUCUAUCAUAAUCUAUUUCAACAAUUUCAACAUAUAACUCCUAGGAGUAUCUACAAUGGCAGAGACCCUGUAUUCUCCAUAGUCUAAAAGUUGUCUCUCCAAACUGGUAUCUAACUUGGCCUUGGUAUCUAACUGAUUCCUUCAGUGUUUUUCCUAGUUCAUAGACACUCAGAUGUCUAAUGGUGUGUGAAGCUAUUUAUACAUGUCAUAGCCUGUAAUCUCAAUUCAUUCCACAUUGCAUAUACACAACACUGUGCCUCAUUGCAUUUAUGCUGUUAAAUGAAAUAAGACAAUGAAUUAGAAUUAACCAAUAAUAAUAGGCAGAUCCAGAAAUAACGUCAUUGAACUGAAGGCAAUUAACGGAAAACAGCUCAUAAGAAUUACAAUGUAGCGGGAAACUCUGAUGAAAAUUUGGCUCUUUCUCUUUCCUCCCUGUGUUAGUCCCUGUGCAUGGCAGUGAGGCAUUGCCGAACUCCUCGGUCAUUUCUGUGUCUGAUGACCUUGGGGGGGGGGGACAGAAGGUAACCUCUAUAAUGUCUCAGUUGCCUAGUCUAUAGGACCUUUGUCUUCACCCCCUUGCAUCAUGCUAGAUCAGGAAAUCUGAAAGGAAGCUGAUUUGCUUUAAAGACCAACAUGACAGCAAGAACCAAUGUCUUCCUCUGCUGCUGCUGCGCUAAGCAAUCUCAACCUCAACUUUAUUUUAACAGACCAGAGCAUUCCUGCCUCCCAGUUGAGGGCUUCGAGCUAUUUCUUUGUAGGACAUGGGUAUGAUAUCCAGUUCUCCUUUCUGAUGGUGAGACCUGCUCUGUGUUCCUCUGCUUUGUUGAGGUUUCUUCCCUGAAACAAGACACAAACAUGCUGGUUCAUGUUGCACGUGUGCCUGAGGUUUUAAUCUUUUAGAUUUUUGUUUGUCGUAUUAAUUACCUAUGUAAGGAAAGCAUAAUGGUCUGUUGGAGCAAGGCUAGAUGCUUUCCCCGUGAAGUAGGUAUCUCACAAAUGAAGCUUGCAGGAGCACUGCAAAGGUCAAGAUGUGUGCUCUGAAGCCCACAGAAGGUUUGCUGUGUGGGGGAGCAUUGCCAGCCGUGGAAGAGUCAUGCCCAAAACUGUGAUGCCGUCGAAGCAAUGAAGAGCCUUACCAUUCAGAGACAGUGAGUGGGACAUGUUAGAACUGCUGUAUCCUCACUCUGAAGCCUAUGUGAAAUGACAGGCACCCAGGUCACUGCAUACCGUUUACUCAGUGUGAGGAUGGCAUCAAGGGUCCGAUGUAAUCCCCGUGGGUGUUUUGUGCAUUUGAAGCAAAGAUGUAUUUAACAGGUGACUCUUUGGCUAUGCCAUCAUUCCACUAAGUUUAGCUCAUACACAAUAGUCAUUCAACUGAACAAUUUCCUAAUGUAUUGUGUGUCAGUAUCUGAAAAGUAAAGUAAUCUUUAUAUCUC
Molecule: messenger RNA, 5796 nt
Organism: Mesocricetus auratus (golden hamster)
Lineage: Eukaryota; Metazoa; Chordata; Mammalia; Rodentia; Cricetidae
Gene: Arhgap42
Product: Rho GTPase activating protein 42
Exons: 24
Coding region: 301-2928 (875 amino acids)
Biological process (GO): signal transduction
Cellular component (GO): cytoplasm
Molecular function (GO): GTPase activator activity; protein binding
Source: RefSeq, a predicted model, not a curated record